Molecule: messenger RNA, 4553 nt
Organism: Carcharodon carcharias (great white shark)
Lineage: Eukaryota; Metazoa; Chordata; Chondrichthyes; Lamniformes; Lamnidae
Gene: khdrbs2
Product: KH domain containing, RNA binding, signal transduction associated 2
Exons: 12
Coding region: 7-1038 (343 amino acids)
Biological process (GO): regulation of alternative mRNA splicing, via spliceosome
Cellular component (GO): nucleus
Molecular function (GO): mRNA binding; poly(A) binding
Source: RefSeq, a predicted model, not a curated record
AAAAAAAUGCAGAGAGAGAAAUAUUUGCCAGAGCUGAUGGCAGAGAAGGAUACACUGGAUCCAUCUUUUGUUCAUGCUGCACGUCUGCUGAAAGAAGAAAUUGAACAAUUCCAGAACAACAGCACAAAAAAGGAGGAAGAAAAGCAAUACCUUGAUGUUAUCAGCAACAAAAACAUUAAACUAGCUGAAAGAGUGCUGAUUCCGGUUAAACAGUAUCCAAAGUUCAAUUUUGUGGGGAAAUUGCUCGGACCACGAGGUAACUCGCUAAAGAGGUUACAAGAAGAAACAGGCGCAAAAAUGUCGAUCUUGGGCAAAGGAUCAAUGAGGGACAAAGCCAAGGAAGAAGAACUGCGGAAAAGCGGAGAGGCCAAGUAUGCGCAUUUAGGUGAUGACCUUCAUGUGCUAAUUGAGGUGUUCGUCCCAGCUGGAGAAGCCUAUUCCCGCAUGAGCCAUGCAUUGGAAGAAGUCAAGAAAUUCCUGGUCCCAGACUAUAAUGAUGAGAUCCGCCAGGAACAGUUGAGGGAGCUGUCGUACCUGAACGGUUCCGAGGAUUCCAGUCGAGGGAGGGGAACUCGUGGGAGAGGAAUCCGAUCUGCCGUGACACCCACAGCAAGGGGGCGUGCCAGUGCUCUCCUUCCAGGACGAGGAAUUCCAGUGCCCAGAGGGACACCAGUCGCCCGUGGGGCACCCUCUCUAUCCCAUCCAGUGAGGGGUACUCCAGCGCCACGCAGCAGAGGAGGACCCGGGGCAUCCGGCUAUCGACCUCCACCUCCGCCAGAAGAAGAUACUUAUGACGAAUAUGGAUACGAUGAUGGCUAUGGAGGAGAAUAUGAUGAACAAAGCUAUGACACCUAUGAUAAUAGCUAUGCGAGUCAAGUGGAGAGUGGCCCUGAAUAUUAUGAUUACGGACAUGGAACAAGUGAAGAAAUCUAUGAAAGUUACGGUCAAGAAGAAUGGGUUGCAUCCAGGCCGAGCCUGAAGGCACCAAUCCCGAGGUCAAGAGGGACCUACAGAGAACAUCCCUACGGUAGAUAUUGAAGGCAGCCCUUGUCCCACAAUGAGCACAAUGACUACAUGAGUGUCCUGUGGUCAUCAUAUAAGCAACUACAAGACAAGUGUCUGGUAGUAGAUUAACCAGAAAAAAGCAGCACAAGCGUUAAGUAUCAGUAAGCUGGUGCUGAUCAAUGAAGCUGGGGAAGAUCAAGAACAGGAAAGGCUGGAAACGCUCAGCAGAUUUCUAGCAUCUGCAGUAUUUUGCGUUUGUUCUGAGGAAAAUUUAAGCCUGCAGUGAAAGAGGACAGUGGCAUAUUUUCCCUUGUAGUUAUAGGAACAGGAGUGACCCUUUCGGGCUGUUUCACCAUUCAAUUUACACCAUGGCUGGUCUGCAGCAUCUACCUGUCUUGAUUCCACAUUCCUUCAUCCACUUGGCUAAUGAAAAUCUACCACCUGUGCAUUUAAAAUGAUUAAUUGAGCUAACAUCUCCUGUUUUUUUGAGUGAGGAAUUUCCAUACAUGUGUUCAGAAGCGUUCCCUGACCUCUCUCCUGAAUGGCCUGGCUCUAACUUGAAUGUUGUGACCCCUUAUCCUGGAGCCCCCACCAGUGGAAAAUCUUUCUCUGUACAUACUCGAACAAUUCCUUUCAAAGUCCUAAUCAAAUUGAUUGCAUGUUGCUGAUAAAAAGCAAUGGUAGCAGUAAUCGUCUGAAUGGAAGUAGGAUCAGUGGUGUGACAUAGCAGAGCUGCUUGGGGCCACGAGUACACAGGAUAACAAAGACAGCGAUCCUGGUUGAUGAGGCUGUGGGGAGAGAACAGCUAAUAGAACUGUAGGGGCAGGAUUUUCAGGUCGACAGGCGGGUGAGGCUAGCAGGCCCAGGAGCGGCCGGGAAACGGUCCACCGCCCGCGAUUGGCCUCCGACUGGCUGCCCAAUUAAUGGCUUGAGCAUGUGGACUUCAUUGCAUGCAAAGGUGAACUUUUUAACUUCCAGUCUGCAGCCAGUCCUGAGAAGACACUUUUACUAAUUCAGUCAGAAGCACCAUUUGAACAAAACCUGUCGUUAAUCCCGAUCCUGGACUCCAAUCCUCAACACAUGGCCUCCAAGGUUGAAAAGUACAAGAAAUUAAUUAAUACCUACUCAACUCUCGAAGAACUCGCAACCAUCCAAAUUCUUAAACAGCAAGCCUGCAGUUAAUUUAAACGCCUUGCUACUCACAGCAUUGUAUCGCUGGGCAGAGCUGGUCAGUGAAUGGCUGUCCCACACAGCCAUUGUUGAAAAUUAUUCUUCCCGAAGCACACUGCCACCAUUUUGCAAAGCCCACCAAAACCGGCAAGUGCGAGAAAUCCAUUGUUCUGCAGUGAACCACGAAAUGUUCAACAUGAAUCACAAUUCCACUCUCCCAACCUCAGUGGGACUCACCCAGGGUCAAAGCCAGUCACAAGAUGGUUCUUGGAGGAAAAGAUUUUUAAGAUACAUCAUCACUUCUGUUUUAAGUAAAAGGUCAGAAGAACAAGUAAACACGCUUCUUUACUCCAUAAGGCCAAUUGCAGAUGACAUCAUUGCAUGACAGGAUAUCAGUGAUUCAUCCACCAAAUUUGAUGAGGUUGUAAAAUCCUUUGACAUUUAUUUCAACUUGCAAUCCAACAAAAUAUUGGAGUGAGCAAAAUUCAGCAAGGAAGUCCAACUGCCUGGGGAACCUAUUGAUCCCUUCAUCAAUGAUCCCUACAGAGGGGUGUGAAUGAGGAGCUUUAAAAUCUGAGCUCAUCAGAGACAGAAUUGUGAGUGUUGCAGACAAGUCACUCUCUGACAUCCUACAAGUAAAAGAUGGCCUAACCCUGGACAAGACAAUCCAGAGGGUUGGACUGUCUGAGCUACGUGAGCAAUACUGGACAAUCCUACAUGGAGAGAAUACAACAUGGGGCAGAAGCCAACCCUCAGUCUAGCUUACCAGGUCACAAAGACACAGGGACAAUCCAAGCCAGGGAAAGCAAUUUCUGAACCACCUGGCAGAGCGAUCUUACCAGAGCUGUGGUGCGAAGCAUCCUUACAGGAGAGAUCAGUGUCCUAUAAGUACUGCCCAAUGUUUCUACUGCAACAGACAGGGACACUUCAGUAAACUGUGCAGGUCAAAACCGCAUCAUCACACAGAUAGCCCAAAGGUAACCCACGAGGUCCAGACCACCAACCCUGAAGACACACAGCCUUGCUUCUUGCGUGAGGCCAAAGAUUGUGGUUCUUCAUGUUGUAAUGCUGACAUUUUGGUAAAUGGUCAACUAACAAUUUUUAAAUUAGAUUCAGGUGCCAGUGUGGCAGUCCUGUCAGGCAAGGAACCAUGGCUCAAAGACCUCUGGCUUUGAACAACAGGCACUUCAUUUUUCAGGGCAGGGGAAGUCCGACUCCCGGUCAUUGGCAUGAUCCUGGAACCACUUUGAGCUGAUAUAUGUCAUCCAUAACCAGCCUUUCUCUCUCCUGAGCAGAGAAUCCGGAUCACCAGAUGGCGGAGGGUGUCAGGACUACCACCAUCAUUAGCCAAGCAAAACAGCAGAGUCCUGACUGCUCAAACACUGAAGAGUAUUCAGACACAGACUUUACCUUCAUUCUCUCUUCUCUCCUUUCAGAACAGGUUCUGGAAAGCCCUCAAUGGUAGGCAAACCUACUGCCCAUAAAAUCACCAUCGCACUACAGUGGAAGUGGUACCAGAGAAGGAUCAGCAUCUACCCCCAGCUACAAUGAUGUUACAGCUGGUCGACACCGCAGCCACAGUGCACACACUGCAAGUUCUAGCCACAAUCACAAGGGAUGCUAGAAUCUGCUACUAGUCUCUCACCAUCGACAAUAAAACUCAGAACGUGCCACUAAAUCAUCCUCUCACCAUAGGAACGCUCUUCCUCAGCCCCAGAGGGCUUUGAGAUGGCCCACAUGGAGAAAGAAGAAGUAAAAGCAGCGCCAAGGAGACAAAUACAAUGUUUGCCCACUGUGCAAGAAACAACUGAGAGUAACAACAACCUUGGAUGGACAGGGCAGCCGAACCAACCAGGCAUGGUUCAACAUGGAAGAGAAGAAUGAAAGCAUAGCCAAAUGUCAGGCCAGCCAUCAAACUAAGAGUGAGAACCAGGACCAACCGAUCCUACCUGACUGUCCUAACAGAACAGAGAAUGAAAUGUGGAAGGGUUAUAAGGCCUCCAGACCACCUGAACCUCUUACUUUAGGGAUUUGAAGGGGGCAGAUGGGGUUGUGAGACUGUUGUUAAUGUAAUGAUGUUGAAAUGGCGUUUAAGUUGUAAUCAUAAGGUAAAUGCAAAAGACUUAUAAACUAAUGUAACUCCAUGUGCAUGGGUUAAAGACUUGGGGGGAGGUAUAGUAUAAGGGUGUGGUAUAUACAGGGUUAAUGUCAGACUAAGUACAGUACAGCCCACACAGUGUUGUAAGAAGGCACAUGACCCAGAGCUAGGGGUCAGUGUGAUGUUGGCCAGAGAUGUGUUGCAACUUAGACAGGGAGAUAGCUCCUUGCCUGUACUCCUUACUCUGUGUGUAUAUAUAUAUAUAUAUAUAUAUAUACAC